AUGGGUCUCGCAGGUCCUAGAAAGCGAACCAAAAUAUCCCAUGAUCCAAACAACACCGCGUGGUCCCGUUCUACUACCAGCUAUGGCCACCGAAUUAUGAGUGCUCAGGGAUGGACGCCGGGCAGCUUUUUGGGUGUGAAAAAUGCCCCCCAUUCCUGUAGCUAUACGGGCGCAAGCGCCUCGCACAUCCGAAUUGUCCUCAAGGACGAUACCCUGGGGUUAGGCGCUUGCCCCCGAAACCCAAUUACAGAGACUCAAUCAACUGGGUUAGAUGCAUUUCAAGAUCUCCUGGGUCGGCUUAAUGGCAAAAGCGAGGCAGAUCUGGUGCGAGUACAGAAGUGUAGGGAGGAUAUCAAGCUACUCAGCUAUGUCGAGAGAAGGUGGAAGAGCAUGACUUUUGUACCUGGUGGGCUCCUGGUGCAGGACGAACCGCUCAAGGCUUUAGCAUCGCAGGAAGAAAAGGAAACUCGGGACUUUGAACGUUUAGUUUCGCCACCUAAGUUAUCACAGAAGGACCGCAAGAAGGGGAAGAGGAAAAGAAAAAUAGACUUGGAUAGGAUUUCUGCAGAUACAAUACCGAUUCUGGAAACAGCUGAUUUGGAAGAUAAACAGCGCUCCGUGUCUCACGUCGUUAACCCGGAAUCAAGUGAGGCUCAGUCAACCAAGACGAGGAAGAAGGGAAAGAAGGAAACAAAAUCUCAAAGGGGAAGGGAGGCGAAACCUAUCUCGGAAAACACGGUACCAAUAGGUUUAAAUAAGAGUGCAUCAAUCCCUAAUCCGGAAGGCUUGGCCAAUUUACACAUAAACCGUGACAGUCUUAUCAAGGUUAGAGAACACCGCCCACUGGGACGGCAGGUAAUUCGAGGCCGUUAUAUCCAACAGAAGAAAAUGGCACUGAUGAAUGCCAAAUCUUUGAAUGAGGUAUAA
Molecule: messenger RNA, 927 nt
Organism: Ophidiomyces ophidiicola
Lineage: Eukaryota; Fungi; Ascomycota; Eurotiomycetes; Onygenales; Onygenaceae
Gene: PXR1
Product: telomerase inhibitor
Exons: 2
Coding region: 1-927 (308 amino acids)
Molecular function (GO): nucleic acid binding
Source: RefSeq, a predicted model, not a curated record